AACAACCAUUUCCUCUCUGCUCAGAGACAGGGGGAAAAUGCACACGCACACACAUACACACACAGACACACGCACACAUACUUCCCUGCAGCAGGCUCUCUGCUUUCCAGGACCAGCCGUUUUGUGUUGGAGGCACCAGGCAGGGGCUCAGGCAGCACAGAGGCCGCUGAACCCGCACUGUUCCCUGCGGCCCUGCCAGAGCCUGGCUCCCGCACUAGCUUUGCUCUGAGCUGAGCUGGUUUUAAGGAGGCUCGGCUGAUACCACAUUGCCUCCCGCCUUUCCUCUCCAGUUGCUCGCUGUUCUCCCGAGUCGGGGAGAAGAGGCUUCCAGCCUCCCUGGGCCUCUGCUUCCCAGGAAGACGGCGCAUUCAGGAUUCUGGACUCUCGCUGGCGCCCUGCUUCCUUCCCGGGAUGGGCCACGCAGUCACCUUCAGAACAGGCCUGUCCCUGCUCCAGGUGCAGGAAGGAGGGUAAGGAGGACCGUGAGGUGGGCUCACCUGCACCUGCUGCACGGGCCUUCCCGACCCUCCAAGAAUGAACGGUGAUGUCCUCUAGCCGCCCCUAGCAGCGUCUUGGUUCUCCCCGGCCACAGAAGCUGACCAGGACUGGGACUUUCUCCACAAGUGGUCGGCACCGGCAGUCAGUGAUGACUGUCCAGAAACUGGUGGCCACAGCCGUGCUGGUGGCCCUGGUCUCUCUCAUCCUCAACAAUGCAGCAGCCUUCACCCCCAACUGGGUGUAUCAGACGCUGGAAGACGGGCGCAAGCGAAGCGUGGGGCUAUGGAGGUCCUGCUGGCUGGUGGACAGGGCCCGGGGAGGGCCAAGCCCUGGGACCAGGCCUGCGCAGGUGGACACAAGGGACUGUGAGGCCCUGGGCUGGGGCUCUGAGGCAGCAGGCUUCCAGGAGUCCAGAGGUACCGUCAAAUUGCAAUUUGACAUGAUGCGUGCCUGCAACCUGGUCGCCACAGUGGCCCUUGCUGCAGGCCAGCUCACUUUCAUCCUGGGGUUGACAUGCUUGCCCCUGAUGUCACCUGAUUCCCAGUGCUGGGAGGAGGCCAUGGCUGCUGCAUUCCAGCUGGCAAGUUUCGUCCUGGUCAUUGGGCUGGUGACGUUCUACAGAAUCGGCCCGUACACCAGCCUGUCCUGGUCUUGCUACCUGAACAUUGGCGCCUGCCUCCUGGCCACCCUGGCUGCCGCCAUGCUCAUUUGGAACAUUCUUCACAGGAGAGAGGACUGCAUGGCACCCCGAGUGAUCGUCAUCAGCCGCUCCCUGACUGCCCGGUUCCGCCGUGGGCUGGACAACGACUAUGUGGAGUCACCAUGCUGAGGGGUGCCAAGGUGGGGCCCUGCUUGGGACUUUAUCCACUGUAAUGGAACAGUCUAGAAACCAAGGGACUGCCUGUGUGGAGGCGGUUGAUUCACAUGGUUUCUUAUAUAUGCAUAUGUACGAUACACAGGUAUGUUUACUACGUUUAUAGAAAUAUAUUAUUGAUCAUAUAUCGUCUGUGCCAGCCUCCUCCUGACACACUCACAACCUGGCUUCACGCUCACGCACGUUGCAAGAAGGAGACCAGCACCUGAGGAGCACGUGAGGAGCGGCAGCUGCCCUGCUCGCCUGGGGGUAACUUGUUCUAUGUCUGCUGAGAGGGCCGGGGCCACUGUGACCACCGCUUUUUGAAGUAGAACAUCCGGGAGAUUUUCUGGAAGUGGCCAUGACCUUUCUCAAGUGGCUCAGAAUUUAUAAUCAGAUGGUUAUGGCUUUAUGACAGGAUGGAGUUAGUAAUGUCUGUUUGUGCCUGAUUAUUUUUCUAAGUUAAAAUAAAAUGCAAACAUCUUACCACCGUCUAAAACAUGUGUUGUAUCUCUCUACACUGCCACAUGGUAAAAAGAAUUUGGUCUAUUUUAUGUGAUUUUUGUGGGCUCUCAGUAAGAGAAGGGUCGAGACCUUUUAAAACGUCCGAUAGGAGUGCAACUUCUGGCUAUGCGUGUCCUUGCUCACACUUCCGGUCAGCUGAGCCUCAGAAGCCCAUGUUCCUAUGGAUCCAAAAUUAGUGCAGCAAGAGGGGGAAAGUCUAUUUGGUUAAAGAAGUUCAGAAAUAGGUUCACUUUUUCCCCUAUAAAAUCUUUAGUUCGUCUUUAGCCAACUGUUCAGUAGGCUACGCCUCCAUGAUGCCACACUGAUUCCAAACCACCCAGCUCCUAAACCUGUGAGAGGUGAAUAGGCCCUAAUUCCCCAGGCUGAACAGAAAACAUUUAAAUACUGGCCCAUGUCCCCAAAGGCCUGGGACCAGGACUGCCUGAUGAUAUCUAUAAAGACAGUCCUCUAAUAGCUGCACUGCUUGAAUUCCUGACACCUGAAAGUGGAAUCACUGUCACCAUCCUCUGGCCAGGAAGCUGAUACUGGGCGCUCGUGGGUACCAUGCAAAGCCAGGGUAAGACCCUGGCUAGCAGCAGGCUGAUCCCCCCACCCCCAAGAAAGUUUUAGCUUUGUUGCUUUUAACUUUCCAAAGAAGUGAGGUGACCAGUCUAGAAUUCGAAGACUACGUUACCCCAGGAUAGCCAGAACAGAUGGUAGACUGGGGUUAAAAACAGAAGGCAACUGAGAAUGACUUAAAAGCAUCCUGGUCUGAUGAUCCAUAAAACAGUCAGUAGUCAGUGCAGAAACAGCCAGACCCCUGUCCCAUGGCCAGCGUGCUCGACGGGGCCUUUACGUUCGAGCUUCAUCCCUUUGAGUGUCUUUCCUAGAACGGAUUGUUCCCCCUAAAUCAUAUGCUAAAAUAAUUAUUUUU
Phyllostomus discolor (pale spear-nosed bat) is the source of this 2789-nucleotide messenger RNA. It is a transcript of the gene TMEM204, whose product is annotated as transmembrane protein 204. The record is from RefSeq and is a predicted model, not a curated record. Bases 647 to 1327 code for a protein of 226 amino acids. NCBI's taxonomy places the organism in Eukaryota, Metazoa, Chordata, Mammalia, Chiroptera, Phyllostomidae. The transcript has 3 exons.